Aspergillus mulundensis is the source of this 1581-nucleotide messenger RNA. RefSeq names its product adenylate cyclase-binding protein (gene capA). Gene Ontology annotation, biological process: cytoskeleton organization; regulation of adenylate cyclase activity. Gene Ontology annotation, cellular component: cytoplasm. The coding region runs from base 1 to 1581 and encodes 526 amino acids. Gene Ontology annotation, molecular function: actin binding; adenylate cyclase binding. The transcript has 4 exons. The record is from RefSeq and is a predicted model, not a curated record. Lineage: Eukaryota; Fungi; Ascomycota; Eurotiomycetes; Eurotiales; Aspergillaceae.
AUGGCGGCGACCAGCCAUAUGCAUAAUCUGACGACCCUCAUCAAGCGGCUAGAAGCCGCGACCUCCCGUCUGGAGGAUAUGGCAAUGUCGUUAGACGACCAUGACGCUCAAAAGGCUCCUGACACAUCAGCCGCCCUGGAGCCGCAAGCUGCUAAGCAGCCUACACCAGCGGCCCCAGCGGCCCCCGCAGCUGCUCCUCUUCCGCCUCAGAUCGAAGACUUCGACACAUUGAUUAGCAAGGAUGUUGGGAACUUUGUCGAGCUUGGAAAGAAGAUCGGAGGACUUGUCGCAGAGCAGUCCGACGCUGUUCUUGAAGCCUUCAAGGCAGAGCGCACAUACCUCUACGUUGCGACUAAGGCGAAGAAGCCCGAAAUCCAGCCGCCGGAGCUCAUGAGUGAACUUCACAAGGCAUCGGAUACCAUCAACAAUAUCCGGGAGUCCAACAGGGCUUCGCCCCUAAUUGACCACCUUAGCGCCGUUGCCGAAGGUAUCGUUGCUAUAGGCUGGUUCGUUGACCCGAAGCCUGCCGAUUUCGUUGGUGAGAUGCUCGGAGGUAUCCAAUACUAUGGCAAUAAGGUGCUGAAGGAAUACAAAGAGAAGGAUCGUACGCACUAUGACUACAUGCAAGCGUACUAUCAGAUCUUCAAAUCGCUCUCCUCCUACCUCCGCAAUCAUUACCCGAAAGGGCUGAUAUGGAAUGACAAGGACGGGAUCGAUGCGCAGGAAGCUCUUAGACAGGUUAAGGGCAGUUCUGGCCCUGCUACUGGCGGUGCAGGAGCACCCCCGCCUCCUCCUCCAGUGCCGACUUUGAACAUUCCCGGGGGCGCUCCUCCACCUCCUCCACCCCCACCUCCACCCAUGAUUCCCGAACAGCAGAACUCGGGCUCCUCAUCGGAUAUGACGGCUGUGUUUGCUCAGCUGAAUCAGGGAGACGCCGUCACGCAAGGUCUCCGCAAGGUUGACAAGUCCGAGAUGACACACAAGAACCCGAACCUUCGGGCUAGCUCUACCGUCCCUGGAAGCCCUAGUUCUAGUUCCCGUUCCAAGUCGCCAGCCCCCAGCAAGAAGCCCAAGCCAGAGAGCAUGCGUAGCCGGAAACCGCCCCGCAAGGAUCUCGAAGGCAACAAGUGGUUCGUCGAGAACUUCGAUAACCCCGGGGAGAUUGUUGAAAUUCCCGCUAAACAGAACCAAUCCAUCCUCAUCUCUCGAUGCAACAAGACCAUUAUCAAGGUUUCCAGCAAGGCCAAUGCGAUAGCCAUCGAUAACUGUCAGGGCCUUUCCAUUAUCGUCGACUCUUUGGUCAGUAGCCUCGACGUCGUCAAGUGCUCCAAGUUUGCCCUUCAGAUUGACGGAGUUGCUCCUACCCUGCUCAUGGACCAGGUCGACGGCGCAACCAUUUACCUGUCGUCUCAAAGCAUGGGUACAGAGGUCUUUUCGAGCAAAUGCACCGCUGUCAACGUCAUGCUUCCACCCAAGGAAGGCACCGAUGAGGAUACAAAGGAAUGUCCCGUCCCGGAGCAGAUCAAGACCUACAUCAAGGACGGUGUGCUUGUCAGCGAAAUCGUCGAGCAUGCGGGUUAA